UCUGCGUGACACGCGAUAACGGUUCGAUAUGAACAAUCGAGCUGGGGAUAAUCUAUUGACAUCUCUAGCUGAAGCAGACUCCACGCUGACAAAAUUUUUAGAAUUUCGUUUUUGGAAUAAAUCUGCUAUUUUUUUUUGGAAAUAAUAACAAACGAGGUGUUUAUACAGUUGCAGCGUUAAUCUGCUGACACUCCUUCCCAUAUAUACACAGAAACGGUGGUGAGCAACCUUAUUUUUGUGAACAUGCAAAACUCCAAGUCGCGAAACUGGACGGCAAGGCCACAGCGACGUACUGCAUCGACAACGUUAACAGCUGCUAGUGAAUCAAAUACAAAGCUAGCCUCCACUACUGAUACGGCCAACUCCACAGCUAGCAACGAUGAUAACGCGUGCGUUGUCUGCUUCCGAAAUACUGAAAUUUAUGCUAUAGGUGACUGCGAUCAUCCCGUUUGCUAUGAGUGCGCCACACGUAUGCGUGUUUUAUGCAAGCAAAACGAGUGCCCAAUCUGUCGGCAUGUGCUCUCCAAGGUACUUUUCACACGGGAAAAAUUGCCUUAUCUUGAGCUAGACGCCACUAGUCGCUUCUACAGCAAAAAAUACCGUAUUGGUUUUUGCACCGCUGAUAUCCAGCAGAAAUUCUACCAGCUGCUUGAUCAUCCUUGCUCCAAGUGUGAUGUACCGCCGUAUCGCAAUUUUGAAGAUUUGCGUAAUCAUGUCCAGCGUGAGCACAAUGUUUACUUUUGUGAUCUUUGCGUAGACAAUUUAAAAAUAUUUACAUUCGAACGACGUUGCUAUACCAAAUCUGAGCUGGAGAUACACAGAGUUAAGGGUGAUAAAGAGGAUACUUCACAUCGUGGUCACCCGCUUUGUGAGCACUGCAAUCGUCGCUAUCCGGAUCGUGAUGAGCUCUUUAGGCAUUUGCGACGUGAUCACUACUUCUGUCACUUUUGUGAUGCCGAUGGACGCAAUGAUUGUUACAAUGUUUAUGAGGACUUGGCCAAGCAUUUUCGCGAGGAGCAUUUUCUAUGCGAGGAAGGUGACUGCGCCAAUGAACAAUUUACUUGGGCUUUUCGAAAUGAGAUUGAAUACAAAGCGCAUGUAGCCAGCGUACACGGCAAAAUGUUGACCAAGCAACAAGCUAAGCAAACUCGCACAUUGCAGCUAGAGAUUACAUUGGGACCACGCGAUAGACGUGAACAAAUGCAGCAACGAUUAGCCAACAUGAGAUCACGCAAUGAUAACCGUUUGGAGUACGUGGAGGAGUUGCCCUCGAGUAGUACCCAACGCCAGCAGCCUGUUACCAUUGAUGCUGGCAAUGAGGAAGAAUUUCCCACUUUAGCGGGCACUGGCACGGGACCAAAUGUGUCUUUAAUACGCGCUCCACCACCAUCUAUGCGUGUUCUUGGCAGCUCUUCUGGACUUAAGAAAACUAAAGAAAACUUUCCCGCUUUGGGUGGUUCUGGAGGCGCCAGUGUCGCUACGUCUAAUAGCAAUGUAGCAGCUGCUAAGAAACCUAUAAAAACUGCUGCAGCUGCUCUUGCCGCGAGUGGCAGUGCUGGGAAAGUGACGCGUGCCCAGGCGCCAGCUAAUGGCAUGCUCUUACAUGUUUCCAAUCGACCCACUGCCGGUGCCAGUAAAAAACCAGCGGGUGAAAUGGAUUUCCCAGCUCUCAACGCAGGCAAGGGCAAGAAGAACUUCCGUAAUCUGGAAGAAGACAUGGUGCCUAGCCCCUCAACGACAUCACGUGACAAUGUGGCGGCUAAGCAUCGCACUCUUGUCGAUGAUUAUGUAUCUGUAGCGCAUCCGAGUACCCAUCAAAAAUUACAAAUGGUUCAAAGGGAAGAACUAGAGGCUAAAGCACGCCAGGAAGCCAUGAAGAAGACUGCGCCCAAGCUAACAGUUGAUGAUUUUCCCAGCUUGGGUCCAGCCAGUACCAAAGUAGCAGUAGCACCGCCCGUAGCAAAAGCUGCCAGCGGAAAACUAAACUGGACCAAGCCAUCCACAGAUAAAAAGCAGCGAGAGUUGGAAAAUCGCAAGGCAAAAGUUGCGCCAGCGCCAGUGUUAACCACAACGAAGAGCACGACUAACAAUCAGGAAAAGCAACAAAAGGAUAAAAAAGAUACGAAAUUAGCUGAAAAGCAGAACAAGCAAGAGAAACAGCAAAAGCCCAACAAGCAAAAGGAAAAGAAUAACAUUAAUAAUAAUAACAAUAAUCAAAAAAACAAUAACAACAACAAUAACAACGAGCAACAGCUAAGCACCAAUAUAGACAUUUCUAAUGAGAAUUUACACCCAGGUGCCCCACCUGGUCUUAAACCACCGCCCGGCUUUAUGUCCAAUGUAACUGUUAACUCGGUAGCAAAGUUACCGAACAAUUUAACAUUUACUACUUCGUUGGGUGAAAACUAUAGCAUUGUGCCCAGUCCAUAUAGCUAUACGGAUCCACCAGAUACGGCCGCACGAAAUCAGAACUUGGUGGACCAACUUACAGAGAUACUUAAAUUACCCGAUGCUUUUAACGAAUUUCGCGUUUUAUCAUCCAAAUUUCGCGACGGAUCGUGCUCUGGUCAAACCUAUUAUGAUCAUUGUAAAUCUGCCAUGCAGCAUAAGUUUCACAGUUUGUUUCCGGAACUGUUAGUUAUGCUGCCCGACAUAAGCAAGCAACAGGAACUCUAUCUGGUGCACAAACAAUAUCUAAACACAUUGAGCAACUACGAAGCCAAGUCUUUGCCUAGCCUAGAAGUUUGUAGCACUUGCAAACAAAUACUGCAGGCCAGUGACUUGGACAGUCAUCAACAAGUCCAUAAAUUGACUAAAAAUUUUCCAAAGCUUGCUACAAAUAAUGGGUUGAAUAAUAAGUGCAAGCAAGAGCAGUGAACGCAGAUGAAAAUGCAAACAGUUAUCACAAAGUAAACAAAAUAGGCAACAAAUACGGAAGCUUUGCAUGUAUGUGUACAUUUUGUAUAUUGUAAUUAAUUCAAAAACUGGACUGUCCAUAGACCUACACGAAAAUAACGCUAUACUGCUAUGUAAUUUAUACGCACAUAGCUUAAA
This is a messenger RNA of Drosophila busckii, 3054 nucleotides long. Its product is annotated as E3 ubiquitin-protein ligase ZNF598. The coding region runs from base 244 to 2877 and encodes 877 amino acids. NCBI's taxonomy places the organism in Eukaryota, Metazoa, Arthropoda, Insecta, Diptera, Drosophilidae. The transcript has 7 exons. The record is from RefSeq and is a predicted model, not a curated record. Gene Ontology annotation, biological process: rescue of stalled cytosolic ribosome; protein ubiquitination. Gene Ontology annotation, molecular function: ubiquitin protein ligase activity; ribosome binding.